CGCACAUGCGCAGUAUCCGAAAAGCGGGACUGGGUCUCCUGCUGUCCCGACGCUUCCUGGUCCGUUCGAUCUGCCGGUAGAAUCGGCUCGGCUCGGCUGGGUUCCGGUCCACGCUUCAUUUUUAUCGGAUAAGCAGCCUGUGAAAUGAGCGGCGAUCACCUGCACAGCGAUGCCCAGGUGGAGUCCGGAUCCUGGGCGAACGCUGACUCCCACAGACCGAAACAGAAAGACAAGGAGCGCAGGCACAAGGACCACAAGAAAGACAAGGAGCGGCUGAAGUCCAAGCACGCCAACAGUGAGCACAGGGAAGCGUCUGACAAGAAACACAGAGAUAAAGACGGAGUAAAACACAAGGACAAAGAGAGGAGGAAGGAGGAGAAGCUGAAGGCGGCCGACCUUCAUGUGAAGCCCCAGAAGCAGAACGGCUUUGCCAGCCCCCCUCAUGUCAAAGAGGAGCUGGAUAAUGACGGUUUCUACUCCUCACCCAAACGAGAGAAGCCUGCUGUGAAGCGGGAAAGGAGUGACAAUGACUCGGAGUUCAAACCCAAGAAGGUCAAAGUUGAAAAUGACAAGAAGCUGAAGAGGAAGCGGGAAGAGGAUGAUGAGGAUGUCAAACCCAAGAAGAAAUCCAAAGAUAAGGUUGCAGUGGGUGAUGGCAAGAAGAAGGCGAAGAAGGAGCCCGAGGAGAAAUGGAAAUGGUGGGAAGAGGAGAGGUACACAGACGGCGUGAAGUGGAAGUUUCUGGAACAUAAGGGCCCCGUGUUUGCGCCACUAUACGAGCCUCUCCCUGACCAUGUCAAGUUCUAUUAUGAUGGAAAACGCAUGAAGCUGAGCCCCGAUACUGAGGAGGUGGCCACGUUCUUUGCCAAGAUGCUGGAUCAUGAGUACACUACCAAAGAGGUCUUCCGGAAGAACUUCUUCAAGGACUGGAGGAAGGAAAUGACCUCAGAGGAGAAGUCGAAACUCACAGACCUGAAGAAGUGUGACUUCACGGAGAUGAGCGAGUACUUCAAGGCUCAGUCGGAGGCCAGGAAGCAGAUGUCCAAAGAGGAUAAGCAGAAAAUCAAGGAGGAGAACGAGCGGAUCCUCCAAGAGUAUGGCUUCUGCAUCAUGGACAGGCACAAAGAGCGUAUCGCCAACUUCCGCAUCGAGCCGCCCGGCCUGUUCCGCGGCCGCGGUGACCAUCCCAAGAUGGGCAUGCUGAAGCGGCGGGUUCGGCCCCAGGAUGUCAUCAUCAAUUGUAGCAAGGACUCCGCCAUCCCCAAACCUCCCCAAGGAACCAAGUGGAAGGAGGUGCGACAUGACAACAAGGUGACGUGGCUGGUGUCAUGGACGGAGAACAUCCAGGGCUCCAUCAAAUACAUCAUGCUGAACCCCAGCUCACGCAUCAAGGGGGAGAAGGACUGGCAGAAGUACGAGACUGCACGGAGGCUCAAGUUGUGUGUGGAUCGCAUCCGGAACCAGUACCGUGAGGACUGGAAGUCCAAGGAGAUGCGGAUCCGGCAGCGCUCCGUGGCACUGUACUUCAUUGACAAGCUGGCCUUGAGGGCGGGGAAUGAGAAGGAGGAAGGCGAGACUGCUGACACAGUGGGCUGCUGCUCGCUGCGGGUGGAGCACAUCAACCUGCACCCAGAGUUGGACGGCCAAGAGUACGUGGUGGAGUUCGACUUCCUGGGAAAGGACUCCAUCCGCUAUUACAACCAGGUCCCCGUGGAGAAGAGGGUCUUCAAGAAUCUCCAGUUGUUCAAGGAGAACAAGCAACCGGAAGAUGACCUCUUCGACCGCCUCAAUACCUCCAUCUUGAACAAGCACCUCCAGGAGUUGAUGGACGGACUGACGGCCAAAGUCUUCCGUACCUACAACGCCUCCAUCACCCUGCAGCAGCAACUGGAGCAGCUCACCAAUCCGGGGGAGAAUCUUGCUGCCAAGAUCUUGUCCUACAAUCGGGCCAACCGGGCUGUAGCGAUCCUGUGCAACCACCAGAGGGCGCCACCAAAGACCUUUGAGAAGUCCAUGCAAAACUUGCAGACCAAGAUUGAUGCAAAGAAGCAGCAGCUGUCAGACGCGAAGCGGGAACUGAAGAGCGCCAAGGCAGAUGCUAAGGUGCGGCAGGACGAUAAGGCUAGGAAAGCCGUUGAGUCCAAGAAGAAAGCUGUCCACAGGAUAGAGGAGCAGCUGAUGAAACUGGAGGUCCAGGCGACGGAUCGUGAGGAGAACAAGCAGAUCGCUCUGGGUACCUCCAAGCUGAACUACCUAGACCCGCGCAUCUCGGUGGCAUGGUGUAAGAAGUGGAACGUGCCCGUCGAGAAGAUUUACAACAAGACCCAGCGGGAGAAGUUCGCCUGGGCCCUCGACAUGGCCGACGAGGACUAUGAGUUUUAGCUCGACUUUCGGAUCUCCGUUCAAUGAGAUUCAACUUGUGUGUGUGUGGCAUCAUGCAAUCUCCCAGGUGACUGGAUGGGAGGCGACCUUAGGGAUCAUGCUGGGAUAACGGGAAGCGUGUCCAUUUGAAACUGGAGCUGGCUGCCGAUCUUCUGGAGGGGGGAGCUUCCUGAUGGCCACGUAAAGUGUCCUGUGAGAUACCGGGAGCAGAUGUAAACUUUAUUUGACCAAAACUGGCUCCGCCUCACCCACUCCCUUGCAAGGACCUUCUGCUACCCUUGUGACCUUUGACCUCUAGUCGUCUACCUACUGUAUUUCAAAAUUUUUUUUUUUUUUAAACUCCUGCUUUUAUCUUUUAUUGGUCUAUUUUAUAUUUUAAUAGAGAACAGUAAGGAAGAGCUUGUUUGCCAGUGGGGGACAUGUCUGACGCGGGGCCCUUGUCUGUGUGAGAGUGACUUUUUUUAACUUAACUGUAUCAGGACUGUAUGAGAAGAACCAGUUUAUGGCCAGGAUGGAAGAACUGAGGAGGAAGUGUGAGCGUGAUGUUUUAUAAGCUUCUUGGAGACAAUGUGAACUGCAUUACAUUUUUGGUCUUACAGUUUCUAUCAGGGACUCUUGAGUGCAAGAUUUGAAUGGAUGAAUUUUAUGUGCAUUGCCUAUGAUAUAGGAUUGUCAGUUAUUGCUAUGGAGAAAGACCUUUUUGGUUUUUACCUUUUAACAACUUUGUGGGGAGGGAUGAAAUCCUAUCGCUGUUACUUGAAAUUAUUUUAAUAUGCUGUUGUGAAAUAUCUUUCCUCAAAGGGUUUCUGUGGAAACCAGCAUGAGGGAUAUGAACUUUGCCAAAAAAUGAGAACCCUGUGUUUAAUGGUUUUACUUGCUUUUUAUUUUGUAGGCGGGUACAUCAAUGUGAAAUCUCCAUGAGCUUCACUCUCUCUGAUUUUAAAAUGUGGGGGGGGGGGGCUAGCUUAUUAAUCCAUCUCCAAGUUUUUACCAGCUUGUUCUGUAAUGCUUUUCAUUUUAUAUAAUUUUCCUUUGCUGAUUGUAGGUUAUUUAAAUAAUUAAGCUAAAAAAAACCUUCAACUUC
Molecule: messenger RNA, 3466 nt
Organism: Brienomyrus brachyistius
Lineage: Eukaryota; Metazoa; Chordata; Actinopteri; Osteoglossiformes; Mormyridae
Product: DNA topoisomerase 1-like
Exons: 21
Coding region: 145-2382 (745 amino acids)
Biological process (GO): DNA replication; chromosome segregation; DNA topological change
Cellular component (GO): chromosome; nucleolus
Molecular function (GO): DNA topoisomerase type I (single strand cut, ATP-independent) activity; DNA binding
Source: RefSeq, a predicted model, not a curated record